Messenger RNA from Patiria miniata (bat star), 1371 nucleotides. Its product is annotated as D(2) dopamine receptor-like. The record is from RefSeq and is a predicted model, not a curated record. Gene Ontology annotation, molecular function: G protein-coupled peptide receptor activity. Lineage: Eukaryota; Metazoa; Echinodermata; Asteroidea; Valvatida; Asterinidae. Gene Ontology annotation, biological process: neuropeptide signaling pathway. Gene Ontology annotation, cellular component: membrane. The transcript has a single exon. Bases 1 to 1371 code for a protein of 456 amino acids.
AUGCCUAACCUUCGAUCUUCCAACGCCAGUAUUGCACCUUGUACAUCUGGGGCUGAGAAUUCAUGUGACACUGGUAUUCUUGUGUUCAUGUUGAUUUUUAAAGCCGCUGUUUUCGUAUUUGGAGUACCUGGUAACUGCCUGAUCCUGCGUGUCUACUGGACCAAGGCACGUAAGACCAGCACCCACGUUCUGAUCAUGGCCUUGGCCUGGGCUGAUCUGUCCGUUUGCCUUUCCAUGUCUAUUAACAUUGUGGAACUUGCUCUAAAAUGUGCAGGCAACGGUGCAGACUCUAUAUUUUUCUCGUUGAUUGCGACUUUUGCGGAUAAAGGUGUGGCUGUUUCGCUUGGUAUCACCGCCGUGAUUGCUGUGGAUCGCUAUGACUGCAUAUGCCGGCCACAAAAGCGGUAUUGCACGCCAAGACGGGCCAAGGUAGCUGUUUUCGUUGUCGUGCUGUUCUCAGUUAUGUUGGGUAUUCCUGGAGGCAUCAGAGAGUACCUGUACCCACCAAUAUUAAGCAUAGACCUACUUGAGCCAAUUGCCGAAACCAUUGCUGUCUUAAUUGCAUUUGUAACAAUCGGGCUGUGUUACGGGAAAGUUUACGCGGCGAUCUUGAAACAUGUACAAGUCGGUGGCAUCCCCGAACGCACAUUGACGCAAGAUGAUCAGGUCACUUUCAACAUCGACAAAGACCGAACGAUACCAUCGACACAACGCACUUCGCCAGUCCAACUGACUACUAUCCGUAGUCCUACAACCAAAAGACGAAAUGGUUCCAAUCGUAACAGCAAGACUUGUUCGACACAACCGCUAUCAGAUGCACCGGCUAGAGUCGAAGCUAAUGCGUCGAUUGUCGACAACGAAGUGUCGACAAUUAAUUUGCCAAACACCAUCUGUACGACUCAUGCAUCUUUUUCAAGGCGAAAAGUUCUUGACAUUCCCCAAAAUGCUAAUGGUAAGCUGGUGAAUCCUGCUGAGCGUGAUUCCAAAGUUGGCCUGAAGAGCGUUUCCCAAGCAGUUUCAGAGCAAGGCUGUAGUAAGGGAGAGGACACAAACCACCGUGAAGCAACGGACGCUGGGAGAAGACACGCCCCUAAACGGAUGGGCGGCGCCGUCCUACAGCGUAAGACAACAAAAAUGCUCUUCAUUACCAGUGUGAUAUUCCUGCUGACGUGGCUACCAGAUCUGAUUGAUAAUGCUAAAGAAAUUGCUUAUUUGUCAGAUAGCAACAUAGACAGUACAUUUUCUUAUAUAAGUGAAUGGCUGUCUUUCACCAUAUUCAUCAACAAUGCCAUCAAUCCACUGAUCUACGGACUGGCAAACAAACGAUUCAGGAAAGACUGCAAGGAGGCGUUCCGCAAAAUCAGACGCUAA